AUGGCACUCCGUGGCUCGAACAUAGACACGACACCUCCCUCCCAGGCAUCUGAGAGCUCCAUACUCAAGGCACAUUUGUUACUUGAGAAGCCGGCGUAUGAUUACCCAACAGCUGAGUCGUAUUCAGCUGCCCAGCUUGCAUGUAUGUUCUGGUGCAAGUCCCACUGGCUUGACAGCACCAAUCACCCUGAUGACAAGCGCCCUCCACCUGGUCCGAAGGGCAAACAACGGCGCGCUCAAGGUUACAACGUACCAUUCCGCUUCAUCACUCAAGAGGACGGCACUAUCAUCGAUGGCUUUCGCGUUCAGGAAAUCUCUAGGCUGGUCUGGGACUUUUUGUUUGCCUUGCGAGACGCCGGCGAAGCUACGCUGACUUGGGAUAAGCUGGGCUUACAUAAGAAGAGAGCGCUCUAUGUCACCAUGAAGAAUGCCUUCAAGGAGCUGACCUACUGCGAGAACGAUGAUAUGCACUGA
Messenger RNA from Gloeophyllum trabeum ATCC 11539, 474 nucleotides. RefSeq lists its product as uncharacterized. NCBI's taxonomy places the organism in Eukaryota, Fungi, Basidiomycota, Agaricomycetes, Gloeophyllales, Gloeophyllaceae. The record is from RefSeq and is a predicted model, not a curated record. The coding region runs from base 1 to 474 and encodes 157 amino acids. The transcript has a single exon.